AACGAAGUGAGCUCAUUGUUGCGCGUACCGUGAUCCACACAAGUUCCUCGCCUCCGAGCAGUUCCCAGUGCGAAGUGAAUGCCGAACAGGGGAGGACUUGAGCGAUAUCCUUACGAGGAUAUUCCCGCAAAAAAGAAAAACCGAUUUUCCUUGUCGACUAACUGCAAGAAGAGGACCGACGAACUUAAACUGAGCUGUCAAGUACUAUUGCCCUCGCGUCUAAUUAUUUAGCGAGCAAAAUUCUUGAGAGUAGAGAGUAACGCCGAUACUUCGGCGUGAGCAUUCACACUUGGCGCCCAACUUCAAGAUUUGGGACCUAUAUUUGAUAUAUACAUUAACGUUAACAACAAAAGAAGCAAAUAUGGACUGCAAAAAACAAUCUACUUCGUGUACCACAAACAAAGAAAUUGUUAUCUCUGGCAUUGCUGGACGAUUUCCUAAUUCUGAUAAUAUAAAACAACUUCAGAAUAAUCUUUUCAAUGAAAUCGAUCUCGCUUCGAACGAUCAUCAAAGAUGGAACACUGUUGAGUUUGACAUGCCCUCUAGACUCGGCAAGAUCAAUAACAUAGAGAAGUUCGACGCACAAUAUUUCGACAUUUCUAUGUUUGAAGCUCAAGUAUCAGAUCCUCUGACUAGAAUGUUACUGGAACACACGUACGAAGCAAUUAUUGAUGCUGGACUUAAUCCUGAAGAGUUACAUGGAACAAAUACUGGAGUAUUUGUAGGAGCUUGUUUCGCCUCGACGUGGAAUGCACUUGUGUAUAAUAAACCUCAGGUACAAAACUUGUUUGAUAUGAUAACUUACGAUAAAUAUUAUA
This is a messenger RNA of Pseudomyrmex gracilis, 818 nucleotides long. RefSeq names its product fatty acid synthase-like. The record is from RefSeq and is a predicted model, not a curated record. The annotation marks the transcript as partial. The transcript has 4 exons. Gene Ontology annotation, biological process: fatty acid biosynthetic process. Lineage: Eukaryota; Metazoa; Arthropoda; Insecta; Hymenoptera; Formicidae. Gene Ontology annotation, molecular function: fatty acid synthase activity.